Molecule: messenger RNA, 2195 nt
Organism: Pan troglodytes (chimpanzee)
Lineage: Eukaryota; Metazoa; Chordata; Mammalia; Primates; Hominidae
Gene: C9H9orf153
Product: chromosome 9 C9orf153 homolog
Exons: 5
Coding region: 322-1116 (264 amino acids)
Source: RefSeq, a predicted model, not a curated record
AAAACUAACACUGCAAAAUAAAACACACACACCCACACAAACACACAUUAUUUCUCAAGGAAGAUGAAAAAAAAAAAAAAGGUCACAUUGAUUUUUUUUUUUUAAAGUGGGACAUUCUCACUACUUUUUUCACCUGAAGAUUGAAAAGGAAACUCAUUUCAGUUUGUAACACUGCACUGACUGUUCCAGACACAAAAUGAAUCAAGUCUCCUGUUGGAUUAUGUGGUUAGCAUUUCUUCUCUUCUCUGAUAUAGAAAUUUAGAUCUGUAAGAACCAUCAGUGUGGUGAAGGUCACAUGGAAUUAGAGAAUAAAAUCCCAGCAUGAUGUUCCUCACUGGAGACACCAGUCCAGCUGAGGACAAUAGAGAAGCCACCCUUCCUCAAUGUUCACUUCCAGAAUUAUAUGCAUGUAUUGAGAAUUUUAAUAAGGAGAGCAAGAAAUCAAAUCUUCUAAAAAUGCAUGGUAUUUCACUUAACGAAGCACAGGAAGUACUUGCUAGAAACCUGAAUGUCAUGUCAUUCACCAGGGGCACUGAUGUGAGAGGAGAUCUCCGAUCUGUUAUCAGGUGCACAGUGGUUAAAAAAGAGAAGCAAGCAUCCAUGACUGAGCUCCUCCACCGCAGCUUACUGGCAAGCUCACUCUCUCCCGUGGAGAGGCUCUCCAGGUCCCAGCAGAGGCUGUUACAGUGUGGGAUCUCCCCUCCCAAGCACACUUUUCCUUAUGAAAUUCUCACCGAUCACUCGAAUGCCUUGGCCCAAGUUACCGUACAGAAGGUUCCAAGCGCCAAAAUCUUAUGCAGCUUAGGCAUUUCCAGUGCCACCCCAGAAAAGUUCAUUUCUGAAGAUAAACUUUGUAGAUCCUUCUUAGUUGACCCAGGAAAACAAUUCAUGAAUCUAAGGGAUCUGGAAUGGAGAUAUUUUAAGGGGCUUGCGAAGUGGAGGUGCACUACUGCAAUUUCAUUCGGAGACAUAAAAUACAACACUGAGAAGAGAUUUGUAGAGAACCAGGACAUGCCUGAUGUUAUUUUCCCCCCUAUAGUUCGCAAGUCUUCGGUCAUUUAUCCUCAAAUUGAUUAUCAAAAUGAAGGAAGUUAUUCUCUUAAAUGGAAUAUGUAGUGUAUUAAAAUAUUUUGGACAUAGAUGUUUGCUUUUGAGAGCAUAGAUUUAAUACACAAAAAGUAAAGAAGCCGAGUACCCAAUAGAACAUCUGAAGUGAGUGCGUACAACACACAUGAAGGUAUAUUGUAAAAUUAAGCCAUUAAUACGGAGCAAAAGGUCCGAUUUAAUCUGCUAACGUGAGAAGUGGUUUGGACGGUGCAACUCGUUUAGACCAUGCAACCCAUUUGGACCAGGGCUAAAGCAAAUAUAGGUCAUAUGAAAAGAAAAGGUGUAACCGAAGAACACUCAAGCAAGCAUAGCUUUUUAAGGAAUUUUAAGCACACAAGGAAGUUCAUCAUCAUAAAGUAUUUGGUAAAUUCAACAAACAAAUUAACAUCUGAGCAUAUAGAGAUCAAUAUGAGAACUUAAAUAUAAUCUAUUAACUGUUCAGUGACAAAGAAGGAAACAGCAUCCAUGAAAUAAGAACAGAAAGAUUUGUAAAAGAACAAAUUGGAAAUCUUGGAAAUGAAAGAUAUAGUCAUUGAAAAUUAUAAUAAUAACCCUUGAUAAUUAUCCCAGUGGUAGCCUGGAUAUAUCUGAAGAGAGAGGGCUAACAAGUUGGAAGACAGCAUUGAAAAGCUUAUAGAUCAUAGCACUGUAAGACAGAAAAAUAAGAGUAUUGGAGGGUAGAAUGAGAAGUUCAGAAAUGUAUACAAUGGAAUUAGCAGAAAAAAAUAGAAUGGAAAUUAAGUGAUAUGUGAAAAUAAAAUGACAGAAAAAUCUCAAGAAACACAUGAGAACUUGAACUGAAAAAAUCUCAGACUGAUUAGCAAGAUAUUGAAAAUAAAUCUAUACCCAGAAAUACUGUAGCAAAACUAUGGACCACUAAGCAGUAAAGGAAAAUAUAAUCUACGAAAGAGAGAUGGAUUACAUACAAAGAAAUGACAAAUUGACAAUAGAAUGCUCAUUAACAAUAGAGGUCAGAGGACAAUAGUGUCAUAUACUUACAAUGCUGAAGGAAAAUAGCUGUCUGUAAUUCUAUAAGCAACCAAACUCUCUCUGAGGAGUAGGGGGUAAAAUAAAUAUGUUAAAAAAUA